Megachile rotundata (alfalfa leafcutting bee) is the source of this 3495-nucleotide messenger RNA. RefSeq lists its product as uncharacterized. The record is from RefSeq and is a predicted model, not a curated record. Gene Ontology annotation, molecular function: protein binding. Lineage: Eukaryota; Metazoa; Arthropoda; Insecta; Hymenoptera; Megachilidae.
AUUUAUGAUUGCGAUCAGACGAAUUCAUGAACUUCAAAGUAGAAACCAUAAUUGAUUACUGGAUGCGUUCACAUUCUAUGCUAAUUAACAUUCUGACGCCGAACGAAUCGACUGUCACAAACAAGCACGCUAAGAUUCGAAUCUUGCUCGUUUUUUCCACGAACAGAAUCGAACGGAAAUAUCGUGAAAACAAUAAACACACGUACCUGUAUCAGCUUAUUUGCUGUUCCCCGUUGAACUUCCGGGCAGUCCGUUUAAUACAAUCCGAGAUUUGCAAUCCAAAUUAACAAGGUAUGGUAAUGUCCAUGCUCCAUCGAUGCACUUUGCACAAAUUGGAAACGGAACAAUAGGCGCGAACAACAAACGAUAGAACACAAUGCACAAAAAAUACAUGCUCGACAUAAGAAACUCUUUCACGACUAAUGUAACGCGUCACUUUUCCGAAACCGAUUCCGUUUACUUUUCAAACUGCGCGACGACCCACUCGUUAAUCCGAACAAAAACGGUCUAGUCCUCACGGCGUCGAUAAGGUCACUGCUACGGUUUUGUUUAUAUAGAUUGUCCUUCUUAUUUGCGAUUCGUUGAGAGGGCGCCCCGCGGAUUUUCAUUCGAAUAUGCUUUUGUGAACACGUGAUGGAUUAUCUUUGUUUGACACACUUCAUGUAAUGACGCUAUGUAUUAUUUUCUACCGAAAUAUGAGUUCGUGUGAUUCGUAUAGUUUUCAGUCUCAGAGUGAGACAUCAUUAUUUACAGAAAGUGACAAUGUCAAUGAAAAUAAGAAUGAAGUCCCAAAAAAUGAAUUCGGUAACUUUCAAGAAACCUACAAUUGGAUCGAAUGCGAAUCCGUAAGGUUCCCGGGACAAACGUAUUUUUUUAACUUACGAACACAGAGCAGCACGUGGCUUCGACCGGUAUCGAAAGACGUGCGACUUCGACGCUUCAAUCGGAAAUCUAAAAUCUACGAUAACUAUUCAACAUCCGACGUAGAGAUUCCUUCAUUAUUGUCAUCAGAAAGUGAAAAAGAAAACUGCGAGCAUAUCGAUAAUGAACAAAAUGGACGAACUAAUAAAAAUUCGGAAAUCCUGGCACUAUUGUAUUAUGGCACGAGUAUGGACUUUUGCAAUAACAAUGAAAGUCAAUACUGUAUUAAUUAUUUUAAUUAUGCUGUUAAAAAUUUGUGUAACAAAGGUUCUGAUUUUCACGAUUCAUCUUUUCGUAAAAAUAUAGAAGACGAAACAGGUUGUGAUAAAAGCGUAGACGAGAACUUAGCAAUCAUCGCGUCAAAUUUUCUAGAAGUUGAAUUAUCCACGUCAGACGCUGAAUUAAAUUUAAAAGAAAAUAUUGUACCAGCCAACGAAGACGACACAUCCGCUACAGAAAAAACUGUCGAUUAUUCAACUUCUAGUACUGACGACGAGAAAAAAGAAAACGACGUAUGUCAAGAUUAUAUUAGGCCUCGUUUAAAACGAAUUAGAGCUCAGUAUUUAUUGAAAGAAAAACUGAAAAACGGGAAAAGAAGAAAGGUAAAGACGAAACGAAUACCGUUACAAGAGAAGAAGUUACAAGAAAUUAAAAUUGUUCGUGAAAUGUACGGUACGACCACUGUUAGUUACGAUCCAGUCGAGCCGGAACUUCCACCUGGUGUCAAAAGAAGAAAUCUUAGCGACAGCAGUACAACUUCGUCAUCGGGCGACGAAGGAUACGGCAAAACUGUUGUUUCAAAUAAUACCGAAUUUUUGGACAUCAACUUCCAUGUUGCAAAUCUGUCUAGCAAAUCAAGCUCGAGCAGUUGUUCCAAUUCCAGUUUCAGUUCCUCUUGCAGUUGUAGCUGCAGUUCCUGUUCAUCAUCCACUUCAAAUACGACUACUAACACGCUUCGUGCUAAUGCACUUACAACUGAACAGAGUACACAAUAAAUGUGUACUGUACAUUUUACGAUACUUUAACAUUUAUUAAUCGAAAUGUUGUAAGACCAAAGAACGCCGGCAGAUGGCAACAGUGCAUGGUACGAAGAAACGUACAUGUGCGAAGCUGUAGCUGAAAAAUAUUAUUUAUUUACUUAUCUAUUUAAUUUGGGAUGUUAAGUUUCUACGGAUUAUUUAAAUGAAGAAAAUAAAGAUUAUUUAUAUUGGAAUUCAUUCGACUAUUUAGUUACUCAAUUAUAAAUAAAAUCAUGUCCAAAGGUUUAAGUUCACAUAUUUAAAAGUUUACUUAUCCCUUGUUUAUUUAUGGCAUUGAUUAAAUAGUCUUGUUUAUAAAAUCUAUUCCAAAUGUUAUAAAGUUACAUGAUUUCAGGGGGCAAAUUGUCUGAUGAAGGUGAUGAAGGUAGAUGAAAAAUAAAGAUCAAGUUCCUUUUAUUAAACGGAAUCAUAUAUUUCUUAAUGCAUCAUUUCAUGCAGCUCAUUAUUCUGUGCAGGAAAGUGUUAAGUCACUUAUGACAAAAAAUCAUUAUGAUGCUUAAACGAAGAUCUUGAUCAUUCUUGUACUUUAAGAAAACAACUUGAAGAACAGGCUUCUAUUUCUGUUUUUCGAUUUCUUGACGGCAGCGAUGCCGGCAAAAAUCACGGCCGGUUUCUAGCUUGGCAUAUGGCAGACGUUACCUCGGCACAGCCGGUGCAGCGUACCGCGACUAUUAUCCGCGGUCGUCGUUGACGAAUCACUGUGCUCAAAGCGUAACUGUCAAAGGAUAAUGCCGGAACUACGAUAAAGAACCGUCGUCCCUUUACGUCGAAGACUUUCAGCCGUUCCUGUCCAUGCAUUUGCGUUUUCAUUCGUUACUAAAAGUACGUGCGGAAUCAAGGAUGUGGAACGAAGAGAGGAAGAAUGUACAUACAUAUGUGUAUUGAUAAAGCAUUAGAACAUAGCAAACUGUAAAAUAUAAUUUCAACGUAACUGAAUGAAGAUAUACGAUAUCUAUGGACACCAGUAUCUUUACACUCUUUGCCUUUAGAUAUUAAAGAAGCUUAUUUUGGUGUUACUUUUGCUAAUGACGUCCACUACAGCUAACUUUUAUUUUAGUGCAAAUAAAUUUCUUAAGGGAAACAAUAAGUUCAAGAAAAGCAAAGUCGUGGAAACGAGAUUAUUUUCGAAGAUUUUACAUCCUUGUUAUUGACGACGUAAUUUUAGCACGUAACGACUUAAGGGGUCCACGGCAUGGCUACAUAGAUAAAGAUCGACGCGUUAGCCGUGAACUUUGCACCGUGAGAACAGUUUUCUUAGCUUAACAAGUCGCACCGAAGUUCCCGCGCUUCCAGACAAUGAAUCCUUCCACGCGGUGAACAACUGUAGUCAUUACCGAGAUUCAUAAUGGAGUGAGAAGGGAAAUCAGACAGUUUCAUGAUCUCUCAUUGUACUUUCUAUGGGCUUUGGAUUUGAACAACACAAAAACAAUAAAACGUGGAAGAGAAAUAAGAAAAUUAUUUAUAUAUAUAGAAUAAUAUUUUAAUUUGCUAAAAGCGAAAAAGCGUCAAGAAACAUUAGAGCCAUCUAGCGGUG